Molecule: messenger RNA, 5379 nt
Organism: Dendroctonus ponderosae (mountain pine beetle)
Lineage: Eukaryota; Metazoa; Arthropoda; Insecta; Coleoptera; Curculionidae
Product: microtubule-associated protein futsch
Exons: 9
Coding region: 278-5293 (1671 amino acids)
Molecular function (GO): protein binding
Source: RefSeq, a predicted model, not a curated record
UGGCUGAUUCUGAUUGGUUACAAACGGCAUUUUGAAUAGCGGAAAAGAAGGCCAACGGUUUUAUCGAUUCUCAAAUUCAUUCAUCAUUCGGUGACUUUGUUUUGUUUAGUUCGUUUAGUGAUGGUGAAUUUUGUGCUUUUCGUUUGUCUGUUCAACUGACUUUAUUCGAUUCUGACAGCAUAAUUUUAUUUUUUUGUAAUCUCCCGUGCAUGUUAAAAUACCUCACAGUCAUUUAUUGGGAUUAAGUCGAUAUUAAUAAUUUGGUAACAAAGCCCUAAUGGAGUUCGGACGCAUCGUCGUUCUAAGGAACGGUAGCACCGGGGCUACUUAUGAAUUAGACCUGGGCGAACACUCAAUUGGAUCAUCGAUUGAUUGCGAACUACGUUUGAAACUACAAAAUGGGAAUUUACUGCCGAAACACGCUUUUGUUAAAGUUAGUCGCAAUGGAGUGGCAAUUAUUACAAACAAGAGUGCUCAUGCUCCAGUGAUUAUAAAUGGCAACCCUUGUUUGAAAUUCGAGGUGUUAAAACAUGGUGAUAUCUUUGAAAUAAUUGGAAAACAGUUUCAAUACUUCAACGAAAUACUGAAGGACGAGCCGGAAGAUAGUGAGCUAUUUAUAAGAGAAAAGAAAAAAUUAUUGAAGCUCAGUAGGAAAAGUGUGAUGCCAUUGGUUAAAACAUACACCACCUACAAAACACGGUCUAAACGUACAAGGAGCUUUAUGCCAGCUAGAAGGUCAUCAGUGAAAUCACGAAGAAACAACUUGUCAGCCAUAUGUUUGAACGUUGAUGAUACUGCUGCAAAAGACCAAACUACCCCUAUCGACAAUGACCAAAUGAGUUUACCAAUCCAAGAUAACACUGUUCAUUCUAGUGCCAGUUUGGACGCUAGUCCAAACUUCUCAAGAGCUGAAAGUGACAGCUGGUCAGAAUGUAAUAUUUCAACAAGCAUUACUGAGUCAGACCAUGCAAGCGAAGAAAUUGUUGACAAUGAAGCAAGACUGUCUAAAAAUGCCUCUAUAUUACAUGAUAGCCAGAAUAAUUCAGGAAACGGAUUUCCAAUUCCUAACGAUGUCCAGUUAGAUAUGCCGGAAUUUGACCCUUCUUCUUAUGUCACUGUAAGACCUCCAAAGCGGCGUGGUAGAGAUGUUUCGGACUUUCCCAGCAUGACGCCUCCGCACAAGAAAAGCAUUCCAACACGUCGCAAAUCCAUGAUAAUUAUAGAUGAAGAUGAUACAUGUCCGAUUAGUAUUAGUACUAGUUGUGCGGACAAUUUAUCUGAAACUGAUUCGAAACUAAGCAUCAAUACCAAUAAUUUAACUUGUGAAAGCAGCACUUCAUAUGAAUUGUCAGAUUUAGUACUUUCUCAGUCUUUGUCCUUAAAAGAAGUACAAACAUCAUUAGAUGAAAAUGCUUCGAAGGAUUCAACUGAUGCACAAAAAACGAAGUCUACCACAAGCGUUAACAUUUUUGAUGAGACUACACAAGAGGCAAACCAGAAUUUUGAAAGUACGACACCACCAUGUUUCAGCUGCCCAACAAGUGAUCAGAAUGCUCCGGAAAGUCGAACCUCAUUUGAUGAAACCACCCAGCGUGCCAUCCAAAACGGCAAUUCUCUCGAAGAAACAAAAGAAGUAUCAGCUUUAAAUAGCACAACAAAAAUCUCAGAAAUGAACGACUUGACUAUAGAAGUUUUAUCUCCUGUUAAACCUUUGAAACCAAAUGGAAACGACCAAGCCUAUGUUAGAAGAUCGCUGAGAAACAGCGCAUUUACAAAGACAGCUUUGGCUACAAGUUUAAAGGAAUCCACGGCGGUACCCUUAAAGUGGGAAAAUGAUUGUGACGAUCCACAAUCAAACUCCCCGUUCAAAAACACAAAUUCUGCAUUAGAAGACACAGAAAUCGAUGUAGUGAAUUUUACAGCAGUGUCUGAACCCAGGAGUUGCUUGAAAGUUAGUUCAGUUCAGAACGAAAGCCCCCUGAGGAAAAGUUCUGACAGAGAGCCGAUUUUUACAUCGACACCUUUCGUGAAAGCCAGAGUUACUGAACACUCUGCGACGGAACUCUCCAAGCCGGUUAAAAGAAGAAGUUCUCUGCGGCUUUCAGUGUGCAAAGGAGACCGUCCAAGUCAGCCAAAGAGGGUCAGAAGUCUUAGUCUUCCGCAGUUGCCAAAAGUGGAGAACAAAAAGCUCUUGAGUCGUUCGGUUUUCCAACCUACCGACCCGAAAGAUCUAUCAUUGAAGCAUCAAAUUAUUUCCAAAAGGAAACCCGAAUAUUCGUGUGAAACCACUUUAGAAAUGUUGGAUGUCGUUAAGGAUGAAACUCCAAAGUCCCAUAUCAAACCAGUGCGUCGUUUGUCUAAAGUCAAUGCUUCGGUGUAUAAUCCGGUUGUGGAGGACAUAACACCAGUUACUCCCGGUGUACUUCAGGAAACAGACUACAUGGGCGAUUUGUUUAAAACACCAACAAACACAGCGGGAUUGUUUGAAAGCAUUCGCGAGUGUGCUAUCCGGUCACGGAAAAGAGGCAGGGAGAGUCAUGCGGUUCUGUUUCCAGAGAAAAAUAACUCUACAAGGGCAAUCAACCAGGAACAGCCCAGCCCUCAGCCAACAUCGCCGAAACCUGCCUUGAGGAAACGUCAAAAUAAAUCCCCGCUGAACCGUCUCAGUAGUUUUGAAGGCGUUAAAAGGUUGAUGAAGACUCCAGCCAAGUCUCCCAAUAAUGAUCUCACCAACGUUCCAAACUUACGGAAACUGAUGUCGCCCCGAGCGCGACGCAGUCACAAAAACGAUUUAACAAAUGUUCCAAAUUUGCGAAAACUGAUGUCGCCCCGAGUGAGGCAUGGUCCGAAAAACGACCUUACUAGCGUCACUGGAAUUGGAUCCUUGUUUGAUACAUCGGGAGUAGACCUUCUGCACAAUAACAGUGACGAUGGUUACUCGAAAGAUCUUUUUACUAGAUUAUCUGGGAAAUUUCCUAUUAAGUCCUAUACAUCCAAAGGAAAGAGUUUGUCUCCUGCUAAAAGGGUAAGAAACGAGCAGACUGGAAACUCCAGAAAGUCUAUGGGAGCUACGCCAAGUUGUUCUCCUAGAGUCUAUCAGUGGGUGGAAGAACAAUUGAAAACCAAUACUGAACAAUCGUCGUUUGGUGGGGAUGGUGAUUCUGCCAAAUCACCUCCAAACCUAGAGCAGACUAUCCCGGUCACUCGUAGUGCUUCUUCAAAGAAUCGUGCUCAAGAUAAAAGUCGACAGAAGACAAACGGCGAUAAAGCAAAAAGUAACUUAAACUUAGACUUGCAGCCGGAAUCAGUUUUACCCGGAGACUCUGGCGAUAUUGACAGCACAGCAAACCCAACAUCUUUGGACGUGUUAGUUCACGACGAAAUUAAAUCUACAGAAAACGAAUUUGAGAAAAAUAACAGCACAAGGAACUCUAAAAGGAAAAGUCGAACCCCACUGAAGGCAUUAGUUAAUGAAAAUGUCAUACAAACUCCAGAAAAUACGGUAUCAAAAGUCCGAACAAGAACAUCUACUAGGAAAAUUUCAGCUAGUGACAAUGCCAUUGGCCAAAUGGUAAUUGUUCCUCAAAAUGAUGGAGUGAAGGAAACGCCCUCAGAAAUCCGACGAUCAAAAAUCGCCACUGUCACAACUGCCGAAGCAAUUAACAUUUCAGAGUCGUCAGGUGACAAGCUUGAAGUUCAAGUAAAUGUUGCUCAAGAGCUUUCUUUAGGCGAGAAAAAUAGCCCAGCAGUGCGGCGCAGUACGCGGAGAAGAAAGAUUCUAAGCGAUAAAGAUUUGGAUAUGGUAAUGGAAACUGCCAGUUCAGUUCCGCUUGUAGAAGAUCCUAACGCUGUAAAGACGACUAAACUAAAAGUUUCAAGUCUCACCAAGUGUGUAAAAACUACAAAGAAGCUGACUAGAUCGCAAUUUCCUCUACCCGAUGUUGAAGCUAAAUUCUAUGAGAAGUCUAAGCCAAUUCGUGAAUCCACUCCAGAUGCAUCCAAGGCUAAAACUGAAAAAUUGAAAACUCGUUUGAACAGUCGUACAGAAAAUAAAUAUGCAGUACUACAGACACCUACAGACGCUAAUGACUCGGAUACAGAUAAAAUCAAGAAAACUACAUUAAAAAAUACUGAUACUCCAUCUGGAAAGUCUACUAGAACUAGAGUAGGUGCACGGAAAUUGAGACAAGAACCUGAAGAUCUGAAGAAUACAACUUCAUUCUCAAGUGACUCUAAUUCACAAAGCAUUGUCAGCAAUGAAAAAGAUACUGGGACUAACCAAGAAGGAACAAAUGAUACGCACGAAAACUUGGAAAAGCCAGUAACGGCUACUGGAAGAAAAACUGAACGCUCAGUCAAGGCGAAGAAAACUGCUAGGGGCAAAAAUAAAGUAAUCGAUGCAGAAGUACAACCGACAACACCUAAUAUUCAAUUAGAAAUUCUUGAGAAAUCGGAAGUAGUUAGCGAAAAAGUACCAACUAAGCCUGAAGGAAGUUCUUCUCCUGAAAUUGUGAAAACUCGAAGUCGAAGAGGGAAUAAACUUCCGUCAGUUCCCACAAUUAUUGAAAAGAACAACUUGGAUGCAAGCGGAGCCGAGAAAGACACGCCCCAAAAAGUAGAAACUUUAAUUGAAAGACCGAGAAGAACUAGAGCAAGAAAACUGAUAAAUAAUACAGAAAACGAAAAGAAAGCUGUAUCAGUGCCGUCAUCUGAUGCAACCCCCAACCCCAAACCAACUGCUACGAAACCGGAAGAAAGUACUCACACGGAUGUGAAAGCAACGAAAGAAAAGGAAAGUAGUUCGAGACCUAAAGGAAGGAAAAGGGUAAUCGAGCGCAGUGCAAGUCCUUUGGAAAAUGAUGCUAAGCGAGUGACGAGAAGAUGUGGAAAAGUUGACUCUUCUGUAGAGCCUGAAGGUGCAGCUGAUACUACUCCUGACAAAUCUGUACCGGAACAAGCUAAUGAAAAGGCAAACACGCGUAAGCAACCAUUAGCAAGCCGGAGAAGAAAUAAAAAAGUUCAUUUUGAUGAGCCUAAAGUCCAAACAACUGAGGUACCGAACCAAGAUGCUGAAGCCAAGAAAACCAGUUUUGUUGAAACUGGCUCAGAUGACUGCCCUGCUGAACCUGAGCCAGUCAAGAAGAAACGAGGACAAUCGAAGUUGAAAAACCUACUUGAAAAGACCAAAGAAAAGCAAGCAGCACACCCUUCAACCAUACUUGAUGACAAUUCUGCAAAACGUAGGGUGUCCGGCUUGGCGUAUAGAACCAGAUCUCGAUCCAAGAAAGUGUGAAUGUAAACUUUUAAAGCUUAGUUUUAUACAGGGUGUCGCAAUAAGGAUGGUAAGCGGCUGUAUCUUGGAAAGUAUGUGUUGUAGUG